AGUGCUGCAACCAUUUCACAUCAGUUAACAGUACGAAAACUUGUAUCAACGAAGAAAAUAGUGUAUUGUACCAUACUUGAAAUUGAGAAACACAAUACAUUACAAGGAAUAAAUUCAAAAGAAAAUGGUAAUCCAACGCAGCUGGAAAAUACUAAGCGAUGCAGGCUCCACUUCUGCAUCUUCUACAGAAGCAAAUAGGUCGCCAACUGGCUUACAGUCAUCUUCGGACGACUCCAAUUGCUCCAAUCAAACAACACAUUCAAUGGUUACUAGCGUUGCUAGUCCGCCAGUAAUGAAAUUGGAAGUACAAUCAGCCCAAACAUCGGUACAACAGCCGCCAAACCCUACAUUCCCAGUCAUAAACAGUGCCAUUUCUACGAACACAUCCACUGCUUCUAUCGAUACCAUGAAAUAUGUUACUACACCUCACAUGGCCGAGACGAUGCUCCAGCGCUUACGUCAGCGUUUAAGUUGUCCUGUACAAGUAAGUGGUACAGGGGCCACUGCAGAAUCGGCCAUGCGUUCGCUUGAGUUGCUACGUAUUAGCAUUCAACAAUCCUUUGACCAUGAAAUCGAUGUCAUUAUAAAGCAGUACAUGGAGACCUAUUUCAAACCAGCAUUUCAAAACAUUAAAGAGAAUUUGGGUCAAAACGUUGUAUCUGAGGAAAUUUUGCAAAAGAUGUCGUGUGCACUAUUAGAGAACGCAAAGGCACAAUACAAUCCCUAUCGCUCUAUAAAGCAGCCAUUAGCAUGCGUAUCCAUUACUGCCCCCAAUACAAUACCACAGUAUACCACCAAUGAAGCAACUAGUCUACGUUUUGCUGUCAGACGUCCACCACCUAAACCUGCCGAUUUCAAUGAGUUGCCCGCCAAAAAACUGUUAACCGUCUCAACUCAGCAGCAAGUGCAGCCCGUUACUCCAAUUAAUGUGUCUAGCACUGUAGUUUGUACUGGAAAUGCAAAAGCUAAUCUGAGUUCAACGCCAACCUUCUUGCAACAAUCUCAAUCCUUGCCUCAGCAAAAUCAACAACAGAAAUCGGGUACUCUACCGGCUUCGACCACUUCUGGUCGAAGGCAAAUUUUUUGGAACACAGCCCAUAUUUCGACCACAACUAAAUUCGUUUUAGAUGUGCAGGCUAAUCAAGCUUUUGGAUUUGGCACAGAUGGAAAAGAGCGCUUAGCUAGCAAACAUCCUGAACUAAUCCGCUAUUUACCUGACAAUGAAGAUCGAGAUUGGCUAAGUUCACAAAAUGUUAUAGCUGCACAAAAUCGCAAUUCUCGUUUUCUCUUUCUGAUACAUGAAGAAGUCUGUCGAUUGAAGCAAACACACGAAACAUAUCGAAACAAGCCGAAUAUAGAUCUUAAUGUUAUGAACACAUUUACUGUGCCAGAAUUUAUGAUCCAAAAGAUGAAGUUAUUCUUUGUCGAUUUGAACAUAAAGAGCCGUGGAUUAAUUACAAACUCAUUUUCCGUUGGUCCUGGUGCCCAGGGUAAUAGUCACUUACGUAAUGCACUGCUCCAGGGGAUUGCAGCUCAGAAUAACCGUACAAAUAGUAAUACCGGUGGUAGUGUUAAAACGACCACCCCAAUCGCCAAUAUUACCACAGUAUCUUCAGCAGACGCAGCUGUAAUACCACUAAAUAAAGUAAAUACUAAUAAUGCUGCUACUGCUGCUGCAGGAAGUUGCAAUAUUGCCACCAGCUCCAGCGACGCAACUCCACUUACAAAGCCAAGUACACUAAGCUCAUCGCAUGCAACACUCACAGCUUUGCUUAACAACUCGUCAAAUCCACCACCCCAAGACAAAAAUAAUAUUGUAGCUAAAUUGCGUAAGUAAUGUAUUUAAGAUUUGAAAAUAUUUUGUCAAUAUACUGUAGUUUACAGUAGGAUUUUAGUGUAAUUAAAAAUUCCGAGAUACAUACAUAUGUAUAUGCAAUGUAAUAAACAUUGUCUUUAGAAGAACAAAAACUCGAA
Rhagoletis zephyria (snowberry fruit fly) is the source of this 1974-nucleotide messenger RNA. RefSeq lists its product as uncharacterized. Lineage: Eukaryota; Metazoa; Arthropoda; Insecta; Diptera; Tephritidae. The record is from RefSeq and is a predicted model, not a curated record. Gene Ontology annotation, molecular function: DNA binding; nucleosome binding. Gene Ontology annotation, cellular component: nucleus.